AUGACGUCGGCGGGAGAAAAGCAACACUAUGCUCUCGCCCUCAUCCAGAAACUUUUCGAUAAUCUCCCUACCGAUAUGACCGUUGGCCUGUUGUAUGACAUUGGCUGUCAGCUUCAUCGAAGUUGUCUCAAGUACCGACUCCUCGAUGAUGCGGUUCUUCGCCGUAUAACUUUCGCGAUAUCAGUCUUUCACGCCUACGGCCACCAAUGGGCAUGUCAAAUUAUAUACCAUCCUCGCAAAUGUGAAGGCUUUGGCCUUUCGGAUGGAGAAGGUUGCGAGCGUUUAUGGAGUGCACUGAAACAUCUCAUUGCUCCGCUACGCGUUUCUGGGGUGAGUGUCUCUGUUUCGAAAAUGAUUGCAUACGAGCUAUAG
Suillus subalutaceus is the source of this 372-nucleotide messenger RNA. RefSeq lists its product as uncharacterized. The record is from RefSeq and is a predicted model, not a curated record. The transcript has a single exon. The coding region runs from base 1 to 372 and encodes 123 amino acids. NCBI's taxonomy places the organism in Eukaryota, Fungi, Basidiomycota, Agaricomycetes, Boletales, Suillaceae.